Molecule: messenger RNA, 2259 nt
Organism: Oncorhynchus kisutch (coho salmon)
Lineage: Eukaryota; Metazoa; Chordata; Actinopteri; Salmoniformes; Salmonidae
Product: adenylate kinase 4, mitochondrial
Exons: 6
Coding region: 423-1106 (227 amino acids)
Biological process (GO): nucleobase-containing compound metabolic process
Cellular component (GO): mitochondrion
Molecular function (GO): AMP kinase activity; ATP binding
Source: RefSeq, a predicted model, not a curated record
UUUUUUGUUGUUAUUGAAAUCUCUCAGCCAUGUGACAAAAUAAUAAAACAAUGUUUCCGGGUCUCGCCGCACAACUAACUGAGUAAAUUGAUAAUCUUCCAAUCUAGUUUUUUAGUUUUUUUCGUGUGAUGGAUUAGGCAGGUUCCAUUGACUGAAGACACCAAUAGGUUGUGCAUGCGCAGCAUUUGACUGCUUUUGGACACUGACGCCGCGGUAUGGUUCGCAACAAGUACAUUCCUUGAUGCCUUGGUCCGCAAAUGUUGCGGAAUGGCACUGUCUCAGUGCGUAAUGAUGAUGAUGGGUGAUUGGCCAAUGUUUCAGAGGGAACCCCGACAAUUCGGAAUGACCGUUUACACUCUGCAUUGACUGCUGCUGUCAACAAACACAGAUACAGUCCGUGGUGUUGCAGGCUAUAGUGGAGGAUGGCCAAACUGUUCCGAGCUGUGAUCAUGGGUCCACCAGGCUCGGGAAAGGGGACCAUAUCCGAGAGAAUUGCUCAAAGUUUUGGCCUGGCACGUCUGUCCAGUGGCGACUUUGUUCGGGAGAAUAUAGCUGCGAAUACAGACGCUGGUGUUCUGGCUAAGACCUACAUAGAGAGGGGUCUGCUGGUGCCGGACCAUGUGAUGACCCGGCUCCUACUUCCCAGGCUGGAGGAGAUGACCCGCCACAGCUGGCUGAUGGAUGGGUUUCCCCGUACCCUGGCCCAGGCCAAGGCUCUGAACAGUACCUGUGACCUGGACCUGGUCAUCAGCCUCAACAUUCCCUAUGAGACCCUGAAGGAGAGGCUGAGUGAUCGCUGGAUCCACCCAGCCAGCGGCAGGGUCUACAACAUGGGCUUCAACCCUCCACACGUACAAGGCAGGGAUGACAUCAGCGGGGAGCCUUUGAUCCAGCAUGAUGAUGACAAACCAGAGGCUCUAGUGGCCAGACUGAGGCACUACAAGGACGUGGCCAAGCCCAUCAUAGACCUGUAUAAGUCAAAGGGCAUCCUGCACACUUUCUCAGGCACAGAGACAGACAGGAUCUGGCCUUACAUCAACUCUCUCCUCAGCACCAAGAUCCCCAGCACAUCACAGACAGACACACAACGCAUCCCAAUGCCCUGAGGAGAGCAGAGGUGACGCAUCAGAAGGAAAGGCCUUGCACCAGGGGAUACUAAUGUUAGUUAGUGAAGACAUUGGUUGAGUACAUGGCUGCAAGACAAGACUACCGCUAGAUGUUAGGAGCCAUUAGCUUGGCAGUUAUCUCAGUCUCAAAACAUGUUUGAAAAUACAGUCUUAUGCACUACAUACAUCAGUGGUGCAUAGCUUCGGUCCUCAAGGGUUGCAGUGUAUGAAGGUUUUCUUCCUUACCGUUUAACCCUGAGACUGAUUUCCAUUUCCCAGAUUGUAAGUUUAAAGUCCCAGGGAGAAACGGAAAUCAGCAGGACUGCAGAACAUGAGGGCCUAGGUUGUGCAACUCUAAAUAUGCCUUCCAAAGACUGUAAAACGAGCUUGAUACUUCUAUAGCACCCAAUGUGUACAGAACUGUUGGUUUCUGUAUAUCUGAUUUAUCUUUCAUUUCGACUGAAAUGAAUAUUGUGGACAUUUUCUUAUAAACAGCACACUCUAUAAUUUGGCUUAAUUUUAAGUUCUAUCAGAUGAAGAGUUUCAUCUUUAUCAAAAGAUUUUGGAUUACAUAAAUGUGUUUUUCUUUUGUUUAAUUUGAAACAGUUUUUGUUGACUUUAGUUAGACCAAAUGUAACCUUCUCCCUAGUCUAUUGAAGUUUAGUCCGCAGGACUAGACCAAAUAAAAAACGAUGAUAAUGAAUGGGUCUAUAAUUGUGUUAAAAAGGACCAAAGAUUUGAAUGUGGCCAAAGAUAAAUGGUAGAAUUAUAUUCAAAGAGCCAGAGGCCUUAAUAUUUCUAAUGACUUGUUGAAAAGUUUGUGAGUGUUUUAACCAGUUGAAAGUGUAAUGCAUCUGAAUUGCUGUAUAAGAAAAGGGAUGGGUGGGGUUAGUGGUUGGACAGUGUUUGUGGGAGGGUGUGUCUUGUUUCUGUAUCCCUUUUAGAUUUCAGUAACACAAUAUGCAAAUAGUCACUGCUGUAAACUGUAAUUGGCCCAGAAUAUAUAUGGCAAGCCCAUUGUGGUGAACGAGUGGUUAGGAAAGCUUUUCAUACGCUCUGUUGUGCAACACUGAAUGUUUUCUGUCCAUAAAUCAUCUGGCUGUCCAAAAUCUGGCAUAUUCCAAGAAAAAUACAAUGACUUUCUCAGAAUUUC